UCAAAUUGGACAAUCAAAACAUAACCCUAAAUAAUUCGUUCCCUUUCUCUAGUGCGCAAUUAAUUAUUAAAAAAUUGUUGAUUAAUUGUUGAUAGUUUUCAGGAACAACAAUGAGUAAAAUAUUCACCCCGACAAACCAAAUCCGACUGACAAACGUCGCAGUCGUACGAAUGAAAAAAGCAGGAAAACGGUUCGAAAUCGCUUGUUACAGGAACAAAGUCGUUUCAUGGCGAAAUCAAGUAGAAAAAGACAUAGAUGAAGUGCUUCAGACCCAUACAGUAUUCACAAAUGUAUCCAAAGGUCAAGCUGCAAAAAAAGAAGAUCUAAUCAAGGCCUUCGGUAUAGAAGACCAAACCGAGAUUUGCAAACAAAUAUUAGCCAAAGGCGAGCUGCAAGUAUCCGAUAAAGAGAGGCAAAGCCAAAUCGAGCAACAAUUCAAAGAAAUAGCUACAACUGUGGCAAACACAUGCCUGAAUCCUGAAUUGAAAAGGCCCUAUCCUGUUACGAUAAUCGAAAAAGCUAUAAGAGAUGCUCAUUACUCUGUCAAACCGAAUCAAAAUACUAAAGUUCAAGCCAUGGCAGUUAUAAAACUUCUUAAGGAGUCUGAUUCAAUUCCUAUUGAACGGGCUAAGAUGAGGUUGAAAGUUAAUUUCAAAGGCAAAGAGGCUAAAAAGUUGAGAGACAAGCUUAAAAAAAUUGAAGGGAUUGAGGUUGAAAAUGAAGAGCAGGUUGAAGAUCAGAUAACUUUGGUUUUCCUAGUGGAUCCUGGACAGUUUAAAGAAAUUGAUAAUAUGGUCAAAUCUGAGACAAAGGGAGGAGCUUUAUUGGAAGUUAUGUCUUAUAAGGAAAUGGUUAUGGGUGAUGAAUAUUUUUAGUUUAUUUUGGCUUAUGUAUUUAUAGUGUUUUGUUUAAUAUAAUAAAAUAUUCAAAUUA
Molecule: messenger RNA, 933 nt
Organism: Ceutorhynchus assimilis (cabbage seed weevil)
Lineage: Eukaryota; Metazoa; Arthropoda; Insecta; Coleoptera; Curculionidae
Source: the annotation of a GenBank genome assembly